This is a messenger RNA of Phaeodactylum tricornutum CCAP 1055/1, 2204 nucleotides long. RefSeq lists its product with no specific name. The coding region runs from base 42 to 2204 and encodes 720 amino acids. Gene Ontology annotation, molecular function: RNA binding; ATP binding. The transcript is spliced from 2 exons. Gene Ontology annotation, cellular component: intracellular anatomical structure. The record is from RefSeq and is a predicted model, not a curated record. NCBI's taxonomy places the organism in Eukaryota, Bacillariophyta, Bacillariophyceae, Surirellales, Neidiaceae.
GACAUUGAUUUCUGUCGGAGGAAGAGUACAGUAGAGACGGGAUGAUGAGUCGAAAGCAAAGGAUUGAUUUGGGAGAAUCAUCCCGGGAAGCUUCCACCAAUAAGCGCAGCAAAUGUGAGACGCCAAAUAAUAUCAAUCCAUGGACUGGAGCUCCUUAUUCGGCUCGCUACCUCUCCAUCCUCGAAACUCGGCAAACACUUCCCGUCUACUUGUUCAGAGAUAAUCUGGUAGAAGCUGUCAAGAAUAAUCAAAUUGUUGUUGUGGAAGGUCAGACUGGUUCCGGAAAGACGACGCAGAUUCCCCAGUUCAUUUUAGAAGCUGGUUUCGUCACACCAGGAGAAACCUCAAUUGCUUGUACGCAGCCACGACGUGUGGCCGCCACGAGUAUCGCGCAACGUGUGGCAGAAGAAAUGGAUGUGGAAUUAGGUCAAGAAGUUGGCUACACCAUUCGCUUUGAAGAUGUCAGUGAUCCGGUUAAGACAGUGCUGAAAUACGUAACGGACGGUAUGCUUUUGCGAGAGGCCAUGUCGGAUCCUUUGCUAAAGAGAUAUUCUUGCAUCGUCCUAGACGAAGCUCACGAACGGACCCUCUCGACGGAUGUCCUAAUGGGACUCUUGAUGGAGGUAUUGCCAAAGAGAAUACCGGGAUCCAAGUAUGGGGAGCUCAAGGUGGUGAUUAUGUCUGCUACAUUGGACGCCGAAAAAUUUCAAGAGUAUUUUCACGGCGCUCCACUCAUGAAGGUGCCUGGACGAACGCAUCCAGUGGAAGUUUUUUAUACGUCAAAACCGGAAGCAAAUUACGUGGAAGCUGCCGUUCGUACGACCAUGCAUAUUCAUGAAUGUGAAGGUCCAGGAGAUAUUCUGGUUUUUCUCACGGGAGAACAAGAAAUUGAGCAGGCCUGCGAAGAAAUGCGGGAGAAAGCGGGAGCUAUGGGAAAGGACUUACCGGAGUUAGUGGUAUAUCCACUAUAUUCUUCAUUGCCACCGCAGCAACAACGGAAGAUCUUCGAGAGGGCUCCCUUACCGCGCGUUCCCGGUGGACCUUCCGGACGAAAAGUGGUGGUCAGCACCAACAUUGCCGAAACAUCUCUGACCAUUGAUGGAAUCGUUUACGUGGUAGAUCCUGGUUUUUCGAAGCAAAAGGUAUACAACCCCCGCAUCCGUGUCGAAUCCCUUCUCGUAUCGCCUAUUUCUCGCGCGAGUGCUAGGCAACGUGCCGGUCGAGCGGGACGAACAAGACCCGGAAAAUGUUUUCGACUGUACACUGAGAAGAGCUUUCACGAGGAUUUACAAGAGACAACAUACCCUGAAAUUCUUCGAUCAAAAAUGAGCAAUGUGGUUCUUACACUAAAGAAACUUGGCAUCGAUGAUCUUGUUCACUUUGACUUCAUGGACCCACCUGCCCCGGAAACUUUAAUGAGAGCAUUGGAGCUUCUGAACUACCUUGGAGCUUUGGACGACGAAGGCGAACUAACAGAUUUGGGGUACCAGAUGAGUGAAUUACCGCUGGACCCUCAGCUUUCCAAACUCAUUAUAACCAGCCCUGAGUUUGGAUGCUCGGCUGAAAUUGUUUCCAUUGUUGCGUGCUUGAGUGUGCCGCAAGUAUUCAUGCGCCCGCGAGAAGCUGCCAAAGCUGCUGAUGCCGCCAAAGCACAGUUUUCUCACCCUGACAGCGACCAUAUUACAAUGCUAAAUGUUUAUGCGGCAUAUGAAGCAAUUCCUGAUCGAGAUAGGAGGCAGUGGUGCUGGGAUAACUUUGUCAACGAUAGGGCGAUGCAGAACGCCUACAAUGUGCGGCAACAACUUUUGGGUAUUAUGAGGAAGCUCGAUUUACCUCUUGUUUCUUCGGAUAGAAAAGGAGACGGCUCGUUUGCUUUUACCGAUAUUCGACGCGCGUUGACUGCUGGGAUGUUCAUGCAUGUAGCUUAUCGCCAAAGGUCAGGAGAUUAUUUGACAGCGAAAGACAACCAAUUGGUUGCUCUCCAUCCAAGCUCAGUUGUGAUUUCACGACCAGAUUGGGUCUUAUUCGAGGAGUUUGCGUUGACGACAAGGAAUUUUAUUCGAACCGUGACUGUAACCAAUAUCGAUUGGUUAGUUUCUAUGGCACCACACUACUUCGAUCUUGAGAACUUUCCUGAAUGCGAGGCAAAGGCAGAGCUUGAACAAGCGUAUGCCAGACUUGCUCAUUCACGUCGUAAAACAUAG